Dictyostelium discoideum AX4 is the source of this 1665-nucleotide messenger RNA. RefSeq names its product phospholipase B-like protein (gene plbE). Gene Ontology annotation, cellular component: extracellular region. The transcript is spliced from 2 exons. NCBI's taxonomy places the organism in Eukaryota, Evosea, Eumycetozoa, Dictyosteliales, Dictyosteliaceae. The record is from RefSeq and is a predicted model, not a curated record. Bases 1 to 1665 code for a protein of 554 amino acids. Gene Ontology annotation, molecular function: glycerophospholipase activity.
AUGAAAUUAUUUAUUUUAUUAAUUGUAAUUGUAUUUUUAAUUUCAAAUUCCUACUCUUUAUCGAGUAGUGAUAGUAGUAGUGAUAGUGGUUCAGAUGUUCAAUAUUAUUCACUUACAUCACAAUUCCAAGUUGUCCAAGGUAAACAAAUACCAGGUUCAAUUGCAUGGGGAUAUUUUAAAGAUGAAAUGAAUAAAGAUGGUUGGGGUAAAUUAUCAAUUGAAACAGUUUCAACAGUUUCAGAUAAUAUUGCAUUUAAAGCAGCAGGAUAUCUUGAAGGUUAUUUAACAUGGGAAUAUAUUUAUAAAUUCUCUGGAAAUUAUUUUAAUAGUUUUUUCAAUACCUCUAAUAUUAAGGAGAUACCAACCGAGACAUUAACAUUUGUAUCUGAUAAUUGGGAAUAUAUGAUGGAGAGAGUGAAUUCAUCAUCAACUACAGAUCCAUAUUGGAUUCAAAUUAGAAAUGCAAUGAGUCAACAAAUUGGUUUAUAUGAAGGUUACAAUGCAGCAGCAGGUGAAGAUUAUCAAAAAACUUUUAUUGAAAUAUAUAUGAUUAAUCUUUAUGGUGAUAUGGGUGAUAUUGUUACAUUAACAACCACACCAAACAAUGAAUUUAUACCAAUGGAUAGAAAAGAAGUUGAACAGUUAAUGGCAACAACUGGACAUUGUACAUCAAUUAUUAAAUUAACAAACAAUUGUAGUGAUUUAAUGUCAGCUCAUACAAGUUGGGCAGAUUUUAGUGUAAUGAUUAGAAUUUACAAGAGAAUCAAUAUACCAGUUGCAUCAACACCCUAUGGUAGUGAAACUUUAUUCUCAUCAUAUCCAGGUUUAUUGGUAUCAAUUGAUGAUUUCUAUCAAAUUAGACCAUCGAAAUUACAUUUAACUGAAACAUUAAAUACAAUUUUAAAUCAAACUUUAUAUCAACAAAUUAAUGCACAAUCAUUUAUGUAUUGGGUUAGAAACUUAGUGGCUAAUAGAUUGGCAAACAAUGGUUUCCAAUGGGUAUCAAUAUUUGUUGAGAAUAAUAGUGGUACAAAUAAUAUUCAAUUUGUAGUAUUGGAUUAUAAAUUGUUUACACCUUAUUCAACUGAAUUACAAUCGGAUUUACUUUGGAUCGUUGAACAAUAUCCAGGUGGUUAUCAAGCUGCCGAUGUAACACUCACACUUUGGGAGCAAGGUUAUUGGCCAAGUUAUAAUAGACCUUACUUUGAAGAGGUGUUUGAUAUCCUUGGUUACCCAUACUAUGUCGAGAAAUUUGGUGACCUCUUCACCUAUGAAUAUAAUCCACGUGCUAAUAUUUUCCGUAGAGAUCAUUCAAAACUUGAAACUUUACAAGAUAUGAUGAAUAUCAUCGAUUAUAAUCAAUAUAAAACUGACCCAUUUAGUAUGGGUUAUCCUGGUAAUUCAAUCAAUGCUAGAUUCGAUAUCAAAGGUGGUUCUUUACCAAGUGGUAAUCCAAUUUACUCUUGGUUUUAUCAUGGUACUCAUGGUGGUAUCGAUGGAAAAGCAAUUAAUUAUGAUAUGGUAAAUUCUUUUACUGCUGUUGCUCGUAAUGGUCCAACUGUAACUUCUGAUUGUCCACCAUUUAAUUGGAAUGAUUGGAGUUUAAUCUCUCAUCAAUAUAUGCCACAAAUUUAUAAUUUUACUUGGAUAUCAAUUAAUAUUUAA